Molecule: messenger RNA, 1269 nt
Organism: Mycotypha africana
Lineage: Eukaryota; Fungi; Mucoromycota; Mucoromycetes; Mucorales; Mycotyphaceae
Product: GPI transamidase subunit PIG-U
Exons: 6
Coding region: 1-1269 (422 amino acids)
Biological process (GO): attachment of GPI anchor to protein; protein localization to cell surface
Cellular component (GO): membrane; GPI-anchor transamidase complex
Source: RefSeq, a predicted model, not a curated record
AUGAUCACUAGCUUCAAAACGUCAAAGGUAGUCUUCACCACAGCGUUUAUUGUGAGGCUCGUUAUGUUCAGUUUUCCCUCCGUUGUGAAUACACUUAUGGAGUGUGUUGAAUUAUCGACGCCAAUAACAAGCUUCAAACGCCUAACUGAGGGUGUUUAUUUGUACAAUCAUAAAGUGGCUCCUUACGAUGGCGGUGUCUUUCAUCAGCCUCCUUUACUUUUAUGUUUAUUUUCUUGCAUCGAUUAUCUGCCUUCCGGCUCCAUUCCCAUUUUGUACAGCACACUUGACCUCAUUAUUGCUUAUGCUUUGACUUGCAUUACUCAAUUAAAACAACAAUAUUACGAUAUCAAAAACGGCCAGUUAAAAGCAGAAAAAUUACACAGAAAGCAUAUCUCACCUAACACCGUAGCUGCUAUGUAUCUGUUCAACCCUUUAACUCUACUAUCUUGUGCAUCCAAGUCAACUCAAAUAUUCAGUAAUUUAGCAGUGGCCAUGGCACUCUUAAGUGCCCUGAAAUAUAAGACAGGACAACAAAUAACAGAAAAAAAUUCAAUAAAUGUGUAUAGUUCGCUAAGUAUGUUUUGGAUUGCAUUUGCGUCGUAUCUGAGUGUCUAUCCCAUCAUGCUUUUACCGGCCUUACUGUUGAUUAUGGAGACAUCGAAGCCUGUUUUGCACUUUUCGGGAUGGACUGUUUGUCUAUUCCUGUUAUCGCGAUUAUUCGUAGGAACAUGGGAUUUCAUUAAAGCGACAUAUGGUAUUAUUAUCUUUGUAUUUGAUUUAACACCAAAUGUGGGCAUGUUUUGGUAUUUCUUCAUCGAGAUUUUUGAUCAAUUCCGUUCUUUUUUCAUGGUUGUAUUUCAAUUCCAUACAUUUAUUUUUACCGCACCCAUCUGUAUUAAAAUGAGAAACCAGCCCAUCUUGGCGGCCACAGUACUAUGCAGCAUUACGGCUAUAUUCAAGAGCUAUCCUUCCGCUAGUGAUGCCUGUUUUUAUUUAGCACUUGUAUCGGUCCAUGACGAACUAUUUAAAUACUGCCGUUAUGGAUUCUUGGUUUGUAAUUUGUUCCUAUAUGCAUCAGUUUUGGCACCGAUCUUUUGGCAUUUAUGGAUUUAUGCCGGUAGUGGCAAUGCAAACUUUUUCUAUGCUAUAACGCUAGUGUAUAACCUUGGUCAAGUGAUUUUAUUGAUUGAUGUCGUUUAUGCGGCGCUCAGACGGCAAUUUGAUCUAAAUCAUCCAGAAGCCAUAGGAAAAAUAGUAAUUCAUAAAUAA